CUCACAUAUGAUCCUACUACUCACGUUGGAUUGCAACUUGCAACAUGCCGAAUGCUGUGGAAAUACUACUACAUACAGUGAGUUGCACUUGAAGUGCAACUACUAAAUUCGCAUUUCGUUUGGCUUAAUCCUAGAGUCCAUGGAGAUAAAGUGUUUAAUACGUUGCAAGAAGCCCACUUUGACAACGCAGUAGCUGACAUGUAGCAUUCCUACCUAGCAAAAUGGUAUUCUUGCGCAAGUUCUUUGUCUUGAAACGGUUUCUUAAUUCUAAAGCAAAUGUGCAGCUCAUCAGACAAAGCGACACCAGUGGCAACUUCCUUCGAGAGAACACACAAGCUAAAGAUAACAGAGGCACGAUUGCUAGAAGAACAAUGACGUCUUGUGCUGCAACUUCAAGUCGGCAUGGACUAAAAAGAGUUUCAAUAGAGGGAAACAUUGCUGUUGGAAAGUCGACCUUUGCAAGACUUCUGGGAGCAGCUUGUCCAGACUGGGAGGUGAUGUCUGAACCUGUCAACAAAUGGCAGAACAUUGACAGCGGGACCUCAAAGGGGACAUCUACUCAGAAGACUGUGAGCAACCUGCUGGGGAUGAUGUACCAAGAUCCUCAGCGCUGGUCCUACACCUUCCAAACGUACUCCUGCAUGACCCGCUUCAAAACGCAGCUACAGCCGGCACCUGCUCACCUGCUCCACUCACAGGGAGUUGGGAUGCAGGUUUAUGAGCGCUCCAUCUACAGUGACAGAUACAUCUUCGCCCUGAACAUGUACGAGCUGGGUUGUAUCAACUCAACUGAGUGGGCAGUCUACCAGGACUGGCACUCGCUUCUGGUGGAACAGUUUGGACACCGGGUGGCGCUAGAAGGCAUCAUCUAUCUUAAAGCCCCUCCCGAGAAAUGCAUGGAGCGCCUAAAGCUGCGAGGGAGGCCAGAAGAAGAGACUGUGACACUUGACUAUCUCCAGAAGUUACACGAGCAGCACCAGAAAUGGCUUGUGGACAAAUCAACAGAGAUCCAUUUUGAGUGGUUGAAAAAGAUACCCGUGUUGGAGCUAGAUGCCAGCAUGGAGUUUCAGAGUAACCCAGCAGCACAGAACCACUUCAUCAAGCAGGUGAAGGAUUUCUUCACUGCUUUGCAAGGAGAGUCAUCAAAGUGAGAAGACACCAAUUAUGUCACUUGAAUCCUGGUGGAAAUGAGUUGAAUGGAUUGGUCAUUUACUGUCAUAAAUGAGACACAGCUACAGUUGGACUCUUUGAAGUUCAUUGUUAUUUCACUGUUUACUUCCAACAGUUUGUUCUAGAGCACACGCUGCUGUCAUUAGGCACAUAUGUAUUACCUCUAUUGCUAUCUAGUAAAAGCCUUGGAUCAAUUUUUUUGUCUUUAGAAAGCUAAUGCUCAGUUUCGUUCUCUGGUAUUAUUGAUUGGGCUAAUUUACAUGAAUGAGGAUUUGAAAAUUCAUUGAAAUUUUCCGAACUCUUAAGAUGUAAGGCAAGUAAUUCAACACCAGCACUAUGUGUCAACUCAAAACUGAGCAUUAAGGGUUUUUUAAAAGACAUGUUUUAACUCAUCUGCCUCACACAGUACGAAAAAAAGGAUUUUCAUUGCUACCCGGUUAAAAUUGAGGAGGUCAUUUUUUGCAUUGCGUUGUUGUAUUUUAAUACAUUCCUGGAUAUCAGUACCUCAAUAAAUGUAUCUCUUUACUUUGGUGGUCCUCGCUUGCUUCUACUUAACAGUGAGGUGUUAAUGGGUGUAUAGCUUUGUAGGUGUUAAUUGUUUAGUGAUUCCUGCUUGUUGAGAGGAUUAAGGGUACUUUCACUCUAGACCAUUGGUUCUUAACCUUGCUUAAUGUAUCGAACCCCAGUUUCACAUGUACAGUGGUAUGAAAAAGUAUCUGAACCUUUUGGAAUUUUCUCAAAUUUCUGAAUAAAAUCAAAUUUGAUCUGAUGUUUGUGAAAAUCACACGGAUGAAAAAAGUGCUUUUACUAAAACCACCCAAGCAUUUAUCGGUUUUCAUAUUUUAAUGAGGAUAGUAUGCAAACAAUGACAGAAGGGUGAAAAUAAGUAAAUGAACCAUCGCAAUACUGUUUGCAUUUGUGCAUUGCUAUAGAUGGAAUUGAGUUCUGUUGCUGCUGGUGCACAGAGAGAGAGAGGCUAAUAGAGAUACAGGAUGCUGUGGUCAAUUACUAUUACUUAUAAUUUCAUGAAAGUUGCACUGUUUGGCCUUUGAGAGCCAAAACUCAGGGUUUUAAAAAGUUUAUUCAGUUCAUUGAUUGUAUUUUUACCUUCUUACUGUUGGGCUAGUAUUAUACAUGUUUUAAUUUCACAAAUUUAGCACUGAUUUGGCCUUUGAAACCCAAAGAUUUAUUUAACUAUUGUACUCAUACCAGGUAUGCAAUAAAAGGUUCUACUGGAUUCACUU
This is a messenger RNA of Corythoichthys intestinalis (scribbled pipefish), 2414 nucleotides long. It is a transcript of the gene dguok, whose product is annotated as deoxyguanosine kinase. Gene Ontology annotation, biological process: nucleobase-containing compound metabolic process. NCBI's taxonomy places the organism in Eukaryota, Metazoa, Chordata, Actinopteri, Syngnathiformes, Syngnathidae. Gene Ontology annotation, cellular component: cytoplasm. Gene Ontology annotation, molecular function: deoxyguanosine kinase activity; ATP binding. The record is from RefSeq and is a predicted model, not a curated record. The transcript has 7 exons. Bases 222 to 1151 code for a protein of 309 amino acids.